AUGAGCGGUAUUCGCCCAGAUCUGAUCCAAUGCGCUUGUGGGAAUAUCAACCGUCACUGUUCUAGUGAUAAUAUGGUUGAAAAUGGACGACAAAAUCGGGUUCGCUGCCAUUCCACCGCCAAUACUCGUCUACACAAGGCCCGGGUGGAGCGCAACAGACUUGAGGUGAGGAUAUCGUUUGGCAUAGGACUUGGUGAAGUAUAUAUUAGCGAGUUUCGACUGGGCGUAACAGGUCGUGGUGCUGAUUUCGGUAAGUGGUGUCUUGACAUGACUGAGAAGACCGCCCUUGGAGGCCAUCGAUACAUCCUCGUGGGGUUGCGUUUGGCCAACUGGAUUAUACAUUCUCUACUGAGGCCAUUGUUGCCUCCGGUCACUAGGAUGACCUUCCCAUCUAGGUCUGGGAUGUCUUUUCCAAACACUUCCACUGAAGUCAACGUUGUGCUCUUCGGCACACAGGAUGUUAAGAAGUAG
This is a messenger RNA of Aspergillus ruber CBS 135680, 471 nucleotides long. RefSeq lists its product as uncharacterized. The record is from RefSeq and is a predicted model, not a curated record. Lineage: Eukaryota; Fungi; Ascomycota; Eurotiomycetes; Eurotiales; Aspergillaceae. The transcript has a single exon. The coding region runs from base 1 to 471 and encodes 156 amino acids.